Ciona intestinalis (vase tunicate) is the source of this 975-nucleotide messenger RNA. RefSeq lists its product as uncharacterized. NCBI's taxonomy places the organism in Eukaryota, Metazoa, Chordata, Ascidiacea, Phlebobranchia, Cionidae. Gene Ontology annotation, molecular function: actin binding. The record is from RefSeq and is a predicted model, not a curated record. Gene Ontology annotation, cellular component: actin cytoskeleton. Gene Ontology annotation, biological process: actin filament depolymerization.
AAGCGACUAUAAAAUUUAUUUCGUUUAGUUUCAGAUUUUGAAAAAAUAAUCACAUUAAAAUAGUAUGGGCGUAAGUUCCGGAAUUAAGGUUAGCGAAUGCGCCAAGGCCGCGAUUCAAAAAGUGUCUAGCAAGAGCGCAUCUUCUGUUGCUUGCUGUUUGAUCAUAAACGAUACUAAGGAUCAAAUUAUUUACGAAGAAAAUUCUGAGAUUCCAAAAAGUGUUGAUCAACCAUUUGAAAAGUUAAUGGAGCAAUUGCCUAAGGAUAAAUGCAGAUACGCGGGAAUCACUCUUAAUUUUGCUCUGGAGGGCCGCGACACAAGUAAGGAUGUCUUGAUCAUGUGGUCUCCAGAUGGCGCUACAACCAAGGAUAAGAUGCAAUAUACCACAAGUUGGAGCAAAGUCAAAGAUGAGAUCAAACUCAAUCACAACAUGGAGUUCCAUGACGCUGAUGACCAGACCAUCGAUCCAAUCUUGAGGAAAUUGGGCGAUAAAGACACCGUCACUUCAUUCCAAGGCAAACCAGUGAAGAUCUCAGAAUGCAGUAACGCAUAUGAAUAUGUCUAAGAUCCAGGAAACAAAUUUGAAACAAUAAAAUCUUGAACUUUAAUUGAAAAUGUAACAAAAAGUUCUUCAAAACUAUCGUGUCUUUAGCAAGGUAUUAUCAAGCAUACUAACUGUAGUUAUCAAGUGGUUCGAAUCACAAAUAAAACCCUUCAAAUUUCACAAGUAUGUGUAAAAAGAAUUCUGUAACUUGUAUGUUAAUGUAAUCUGUAAACGCUUGCUUUUGUAUAAUUUUUGUAGUUUCAUGAAAUAACAAUUGAACUAAAUUUUUGUUGGAGCAGCAACUGUUACCUGUGUUAAUUUAAAAGCAGCAUUUUGGUACUUGAACCGUUGUAUUCAUAUAAUUAAUGCAUAGAAUGUGCUAGUAAACCCAUAACCCAUUUGUUUAUCAAUAAAGUUUCAACUGAAUCACA